Messenger RNA from Agrilus planipennis (emerald ash borer), 1233 nucleotides. RefSeq names its product nucleoside diphosphate kinase homolog 5-like. Lineage: Eukaryota; Metazoa; Arthropoda; Insecta; Coleoptera; Buprestidae. Gene Ontology annotation, biological process: negative regulation of oxidative stress-induced intrinsic apoptotic signaling pathway. The transcript has 4 exons. The record is from RefSeq and is a predicted model, not a curated record. Bases 117 to 1100 code for a protein of 327 amino acids.
AAUUUAGAUAAUUUUCGUUCAAUUUGUCCUGUGAUUCUGACAGAUGACGUUAGGUUUUUUUUAGGCUCGAAAUAAAAAUAUAUUGUACAUAAUAUUAUCGUAAUUUAUAAAGGGCGAUGUGCGACGAAAAGGGUGCCCAACGUCCCUGUUGUGAACGUUUGUUAAAUUACAAUCCGCCAUUAGUUUGCGACGCUUCUAAAGACGACGCUUCUGUCAGUGGUAUUGUUUCAAGACCAAAGAGUGGAGAUGAGACGCAACCCUGUGGAAAACAACGAAUUCGAGGACCCUGUUCUGAUUCCUACUACUCGACCACAACAAACCUAACGGACGAUGAGAUACAUUAUUUAUCCCCAAUAUCUCCCGUAAGUCCCCUUUCUGAUGACGAAGGCAUAUUUCCAAUUGAAUACAAAACCCCUACCAUCCUACGUCUUCUCCGGGAAUUACCUCCUGCAAGGACCAUAUCUUCGAGCGUGUCCUGCAUUGAGCCACUUCUACAAAGAACGUUAGCCAUCAUCAAACCAGAAGCUAUGCAGUACAAGGAGACAGUACUAAGGGCCAUAAGGGACGCAGGGUUCACCGUCAUAAGGGAACGAACGAUUCACCUCACACCGGAACAAGUUUCCGAAAUUUAUAAUAAAUAUUAUGGGACACCGGCGUUUCCGAAUAUGGUGAUCACCAUGAGUGUUGGUCCCAUUCUGGUGUUGUGUAUGGCUGCGGCGAAUGCCAUUACGAAAUGGAAAGACAUGGUAGGCCCUGAUAAAAUUCUUCGAUCUGAAUGGUUUGUUAGAACGAGUAUGAGAGCUAGGUUUGGUUUACAUGACGAUAUGAUUGAAGCACUUCAUGCCUCGGAAAAUAUUUUUGAAGCCGAAAGGGAGAACAGAUAUUUCAACCCAGAAUCAAUUUUGGAGCCUAUCAUAACAGAAGAAAAUCAAGUAGCAGAUUUUUGUAAUCUUUACGUAAAUCCAGUCCUGAUAAAUGGUCUGACGGAACUGUUAAAAAAGAAACCGGCAGAUCCGAUAAUAUGGCUUGGAAAUUGGCUACUGAAUAACGAUCCCUAUCAGCCCCGUUUUCCACCAGAGAUUGCAGUUUUACCUACCUGAUUUAUAUUCAAAUUACUGAAAAUUGUUGAUAAAGGGAAUUUAAUAUACCAGUGAAUUUAAUGUUUAUUAUUAUACUUUCGAUGUAAAUUCGACUAUACUCUCCAUUAUUGAAACAUCAUCAUCAUCAUCAUAA